Aspergillus neoniger CBS 115656 is the source of this 410-nucleotide messenger RNA. RefSeq lists its product as uncharacterized. The transcript has a single exon. Bases 63 to 353 code for a protein of 96 amino acids. The record is from RefSeq and is a predicted model, not a curated record. Lineage: Eukaryota; Fungi; Ascomycota; Eurotiomycetes; Eurotiales; Aspergillaceae.
ACAUCGUCAUUGGUAUCGCACUGACACGCGGGAUCCACUGCGGCUGCCAAUCAAAUCCGUCGAUGGGGCUUCCCGGGGAUUUCCGCACUAUCCGGCCUGCUAAUUGGUGGGCUGCUGCGGCGUCGGGAAACUUUCAGGUACCGUUGUACAAUACAGGUCGGUAUGUCUGUAUGAUUGCUGCAGGGGGCAUCCCGGUCGAUGCUUCAUUGCUUCAAAGUUGGGUAUUCUUGCUGCUUCGCUUGCGCUCCGCUUGCGAUACCAACCCCCCCCCCAAAUGGAUUAUCUUGGAUUCUAUCCCUCUUGACUGGCCCUCCACUCCUACUCCUUUCCUGUUACGAUCACCUCAUCCCUGAAGCAUACAUCAUCCUGCGUGGUGUGGUGUGGGAUUAUCUUGUCAAGCACGGGUUGAC